Messenger RNA from Penicillium odoratum, 771 nucleotides. RefSeq names its product mediator complex subunit MED7 (gene med7). The transcript has 2 exons. Bases 1 to 771 code for a protein of 256 amino acids. The record is from RefSeq and is a predicted model, not a curated record. NCBI's taxonomy places the organism in Eukaryota, Fungi, Ascomycota, Eurotiomycetes, Eurotiales, Aspergillaceae. Gene Ontology annotation, molecular function: transcription coregulator activity. Gene Ontology annotation, cellular component: core mediator complex; mediator complex. Gene Ontology annotation, biological process: regulation of transcription by RNA polymerase II.
AUGGCUGAUCCCAAUCAGCGCGUCAAUACGGCUUUUGCGCCACCACCACCCUUGUGGAAGCACUUCACACGCGACAACCUCGACAAGUUAAAAGAGAUCAAGACCGAGGCUUCAAAGAACAAGGAUGGGCGACCAAUCCGCAAGGAAUGGUCACCAGCAGAAUUACGCGCACUUAAUCUCCCCCCAGAGCUUCGAUUUUUAGUCCCGCCAGAUAUUCCCACGGGGGAAUAUUCAGUUUUUGGCGAAUUGCAAACACUAUCAACCACCUUACCUUCCCUGCAGGAACAGGGAAUUGAACAACUUUACCCCGAACCACCCACGAAUACCACACAAGACCCUUCGCAACCGCCCCAAUCACCACAGCCGCUGAGCCACGCCUAUUACCUCCUCAAGAUCAGCAAAUCCCUCCUCCUUAACUUCCUCGAGUUGGUCGGAAUUCUGUCCGUCUCACCAGAACAGUUCGAACCGAAAGUCGAGGACAUGCGCAACCUCUUCAUCAAUGCACACCAUCUUCUCAACCUGUACCGCCCCCAUCAAGCCCGCGAAUCACUCAUCAUGAUGAUGGAAGAGCAGCUGGAGCGAACCAAAGAAGAAAUAAAACAGAUGGAUAAAGUUAAGGCCGAUAUUGAGGGUCUUCUGGAGGAGAUCCAAGCAGAGGGCAGUGACAUCCGGUCAAUGCAGCAAUCAGCAGAUCCAAGCAGUCUGGGGUCAGCGUCGCGCAAAGCUGAGGAUUCACGUUUGAUCUGGGACCUUCUUGAAAAGGAGAUUUGA